Messenger RNA from Symbiodinium natans, 1536 nucleotides. NCBI's taxonomy places the organism in Eukaryota, Dinophyceae, Suessiales, Symbiodiniaceae. The record is from the annotation of a GenBank genome assembly.
AUGGUCGCUGCGCCUCUUCAUGCGAGUUUGUCUCCAGCGAAGCUCCAGACCACGAUCGAUUACAACAAGCGCAUCACUGCCUGCAAGUCUGGCCAGAAAUGGCAGACAGCGCUGGCACUCCUGGACGAGCUCCUCGCGUGUCGCCAUCGGCCAAGCGUGGUCUCCUACAACGCAACCAUCAGCGUGUGCGAGGGAUGCUCCUUGUGGGCGCUGGCCGUGGAUGUCUUGAAGGACAUGGACGGCAGGAGGCUUUCUCCCAACAUUAUCACCUACAGUACGUGCAUCAGUGCCUGUGGACGAGCGGCCCAGUGGCAGCAGGCAUUGUGGCUGAUGGGGUGUCUGGGCGAUCGCGGACUACAAGCAGAUCUCAUUUUGUACAACGCCAGCAUCACUGCCUGCGAAAAGGCAGGCAGAUGGCUGGAAGCGCGCAGGCUUCUGCUCCGUAUGCGGGACGAACGUGUCCAAUCCGACGUCAUCAGCUACAACGCGGUCAUGAGCGCCUGCGACAAGACAGGCGAAGUCGACCUCGCAUUUGGCCUUCUCGAGGAGAUGGACCAGGAGCGGCUUCGCCCGAGCGUCAUCACGAUGAACGCAUGGAUCGGCGUCCUGGGCAGCGCCUUUCAGUGGCAAAAGGCCCUGGAGGUUCUGAGGGGCCUGAAGCCACGACAUCUCCAGGCCAGCAUCGUCACCUUUGGGGCUGCAGUUGGCGCGUGCAUGAAGUCAGGCCGCUGGCAGGAGGCCCUGUCCUUGUUGGAGUUCCUGCCAUCAACUCGAAUUGAAGCCAACAUCGUAACCUGCAGCGCAGCCAUCACUGCGUGUGACAAGGCAGCCGAGUGGCAACGAGCCCUGGGCCUCUUUGGUCGACUUAAGACCUCCUCCAUGCAGGCCAACACAGUGACAACUGGUGCUGCUGCAAGCGCUCUUGGCAAUGCUUCGAACUGGGUACUGGCGCUGCGCUUGCUUGAGGAGGUUGCACAUGCGAAUGGCAAGGCAGACGCCGCGACUUCUAACGCGGUGAUCUAUGGGUGCGAGAAGGCUGCGAUGUGGCGGCCGACGCUGCAGUUUCUAGGCGAUAUGCGCCAUCGAGCUGCGCCUCCCAGCAUAAUCAGCUACAAUGCUGCCAUCAGCGCUUGUGCGAACUGCGGUGAGUGGGAGCAUGCCCUUGCCCUCUUCGCUCAGAUUGCGCGUCAGCGCCUGCAGGCCGACGUCGUGAGCCUGAACUCCGCGCUGAGCGCCUGCGUCGACCCGGGACUUUGGUCGCUGGCGGUUGAUCUCCUCCGUCAGGCGUCCAGCAGCCGCCUCACCCCGGACAUCCUUACGUACAGCUUGGCGUUGGGCGCCUGCUCUGCCACGGCACAGUGGCGACCUACACUGGCUCUUCUGAAGGAGAUGGCGGCAGUGCAAGUGCAACCAGAUCCUGCGUCACAGGAGGCAGCACUUCGCUCCACGGAGCGGGCCCAGCGAUGGUUCGAGUCGGCGCAGCUUCUGCAAAGCCUGACCGGGAGCCUACGCUACCUGAGAGGUGAUCUUUCUUAG